Phalacrocorax carbo (great cormorant) is the source of this 3072-nucleotide messenger RNA. NCBI's taxonomy places the organism in Eukaryota, Metazoa, Chordata, Aves, Suliformes, Phalacrocoracidae. The record is from RefSeq and is a predicted model, not a curated record.
UGCAGAGGACUUGGUCGACUCUCACCCUGGCGCGCAUUUCUGUGCCGCCUCUGAGCGCAUUCGCAAGGCCAAAUGGCAAUGCUACCCAGAGUUACCCAGUGGCGAGCAAUUUCAUCAAGCUGCAGGAUUUAGAUAGUGAACCGAGAUACAGUAUACACAGGGUAUGUAAACUCUUAUGAAAUAAAAAAAGAUCAAAGUGACAGGGAGAAAUGUCAGACAGACAAUCUGAAUUUGAGAUAAAGAUGAAAGAAACAUACCUAAAGCUUUGGCAUCAAACCUACCUCUCUGUUUAGGGGGCAGAGGGUUUCUGAAUUUUGUAUACUCCAGUCACUCCUCAGUCAUUUGGGUAAAAGGAGGCAACAAAUGUGCUAGGUCCUCCUCUAGGAUACAUUCCCUGCUUGUUGUCCAUUCUGCUCAUUAAAACACAGAAAACUCAACUCCAAGAGAAAACAGGCCCCUGUUUAAAGCUAAAGCUCUGAAGGAUAGCCCUGGAUAUAAGAAGGUGCUAACCUGAUUUCCUGCACAGCAAAUGAAAAGGGGGGGAAAUGUUGUAGUCCAACACGUACAAGAAGUCACCCAGAUGGGGACAGAAUUUUCUCACCCUGAUGAAGAUAGCAGCUCAAUGGCCGGGGACUUUCCAGAGGUACCGACGUCCCACCAUGCCCUCUGUCCAGCUCUGCCUUGCCUUUAUCCACCUGAGAUUUACAGUAUAUGUGAUAAAUUUUCAGCCAUAAGUUAGCCUUCUUUUCAUGCUCAGAAUUCCCCAUUCCCAUGGUGUAAAAUUCUCUUUACACAAGCACUACUGUGUCUCCAGCGCUAGUGAACACAGAAAGAGCCAAGCUCUUUAAUUUUUAUAGGAAUAUUUCAAAAGGAACUGGCCUUUCAGCCCUACUCCGCUUGCUCAGAAGACAGGUUUCUCCCAGUUCCCUGUCUUCUGUCAACGUCUCACAAAGGCAAGGGGACUGCAGAGAUAGAAUACUAAUCAGGCUUUUGAAAUUACUACCCAAAUUGACAAGCUAAGCUAAACCGCCCUUGGGUAGCUCUCAUCUUAGAGCAGUCCCGGAAAACAAAUCGUAGUGUUAGACUUAAGUCCUAGACAUGCAGAAGUAAAAUACCUGGGGAAAGAUGCUGGUGGCAAUUCCGGCAUCUCAGCAGAACUAUGUAGCGUUUGCCCAGAGUUCAUUCACCACGUGCGAGCAUUUCUGUGCAAGAUAACAGCAAGGCAUCGGAACACCUACGCUGGGGCCAAAUUAAUCCCCAGGGGAACUCCCACCAAAAACCAGCGGUGUGACCCAGGGCUGAAUUUGCCCUCCUAGCUCCGAACAGAGAAGUCUGCCAAGGACGGUAUGGCCUAAGAGGCAUACUGAGCUGGCAGGGCCUCAAGUGUCAAAAUAGACCGAGCAUCGCCAGCCACGUACAUCCCGUGCUUCGCAGGCGAGACACAGACAAGAAAAACAAUCAAGUUGUCUGGUGGAAAAAGCAGCUUCCCAGGAUCGCUCUAGCCCCGGCGCAAUCGUGAUCAAUCCGCACUGGCAACUGCUUUACCAAACUCAGAAGAACGAAAAGCUGUGUCUGAUACAGCUUGAGUGCGUGCAAGAGGAGCAAGAUGCCUCACACCAGAGACUCUUCACCUCCGACUAGCAGCUCAGGGAGCGGAGCUUCCUAUGAAACACCAGCACUAUCAGACCUCCAGCGGCUCUGCUGGUUCAGAGGAGGCUCUGAUAAUCACGUGGACCAAGUCUGGCCAAAUAUUUACCUGGGAGAUGCGUGGGCUGCUAGGAGCAAAACUACUCUUCAAAGCCUCAACAUUACUCAUAUCCUUAAUGCAGCAGAUGGGCCAUAUAGCAUCAACACAGGAGCCAAAUAUUACGAAGAUCUGCAAAUAGAGUACUACGGAGUAGAAGCAUUUGAUGAUCCUUCCUUUGAUUUAAGCAUCUUCUUCUACGAUGCUGCCAAUUUCAUAGGCAAAGCCUUAAACACUUCAGGAGGUAAGGUGUUUGUUCACUGCGCCAUGGGGGUGAGCCGCUCUGCGUCUUUAGUGCUUGCCUUUCUAAUGAUCCACGAAAACAUGACACUCGUGGAUGCUCUGAAAACAGUGAGUGCUCACAGAGACAUUUGCCCAAAUUCGGGGUUCCUCAGCCAGCUCCGGGACUUGGACAUUAAACUAAAUGAAGAGAGGAAAGGAAGCAGAGCAUCUGCCACCGAAGAGCUGUAAGAGUAUUGCUGAAAGAGAGAGAAGAAAACGUUAUUUGAGUUUUCUCCGGCUCUCUUAAAUAAAUUAUAUUUGUAAACUAAGGACGCAAGCUUACGAUACACCAGAAUGCAUGUUAUUACUAAAAGCAGAUUUUACUUGAUCUUUCCAUUUUGCAAAACCCUCCUAGAUUAUACUUACGACUGGUUGUGUGUUGUAUCCUUCACUCUCCACCUUAAAACACAGCUCUCCGCUAGUUAAAAAAAUAAAAAGAAGAUAUCAGGUUCCACUUCAGAAAUAGCUGUGUUUCAGCAGCUAGUGAAGCUCAUAUCACUUUAUGAAGUGUUAGGCUAUUUGAGGUGAAAGAUGCCAUAUUAUUUAUGCUACAAUAAUGCUUAGAAGUUUUCUUAUGAACCAGCCCCCUGCCCAUUUGCUCCCCAUAUCUAAAACGGUGUGUGUUUUGAGACUUGAAUCUGGCACUGGUUAGUUCUUGCUUCUACAAUUGGUGGAGCCCCUGAGUUGGGGGUAAGGGGCUGUUUACAGACAGAGCAGCUGGGAAACACCACAAGCCACUCUAAGAAAUUAUUCCAGGUCUCUCUAUAGUGUUUUCCCUCUGACUGUUCAUCAGAUACUCUUUUUUUCUUCUCCACGAAAAUACCUUUGUUUGAGAGAGCGCUCAAAUAUUGUUCAUCCUCCCUAGUAAAAUUAGUCCAGGAGAUGAUGUGGAGGAUGCUCCUGAAGAGGAAGGUGGGUUCCCAGGUGAGGCUGCAAGCUGCUGCCUGGGCAGUGGGUGCAGGAAAGCAUUUGACCGCAAAGUUCAGCAUAUCCCAAAUUUGUCUGACAGUUCAACAUUGUAAGACUUGGGAAUUUCUUCCUUAAAA